AUGCGGGCUCUCGUGUCGCUCCUCCUGCGUCUCCCUCCCCUCAGCUUUCCCUCGUGGCUCCCGCCGAUCCCUCAAGUCUUUCCCGAGCGGCCGCUCCAGAGCGCAGGGGGCUGUCGCCGGGGCGGGGCAGAGGUCGCUUUGCGGGCUCGGUCGGCGUUGGGGUGGGGGGGUCUCUGCCACCGUACGCGUCGCUUUUUGCUCGCUCUUCCGCUCUCGGCCUUUCUAGCCCGCUGUCAGUUUGAAUCGGCCGGCGCCGUGCACCGAUUGGGAGAACUCGCGUUCGACCACGUCCCGCAUUGGAAGGCUCGGGAGCCGGCCUCUGAGGCGAUCUCAAAGCGGGUGGCAGGGACGAAAGGGGAGGAGAGCUCCGAGUGGGAAGCGGAGCCGGGGGCGCAGGACCCGUCGCGUCAGAGCCAGGUAAAGGCUCCGUCCCUCUCCCUUUUCUUCUCGCCCGCCGCGGGACUGGAGCCCGGACUGGACAGACCGGGCGGCAGAGGCGGGAAGGAGAGGGCGCGGAUGCGGCUCUCGGCAUCGCCCUCGCGUUGCCUCCCGGAACCCCUCAGCCCCCCCUCCCUCCGGACCCACUCCCCAUCUCCCGGUGCAGCCCACACUGCUUCUUUAGGGCUGCGUCUCCGCCCUUCGCCGUCCUGCCCGGGACCGUGCCUUGGCUCUCGAGCCGCGGCGCCGUCGGCUCCCAGCCCCCUCCCUCAAGCCCCCUGCACACGGGCAGCCUCCGUGCACCUUUGGGCAGCCGUCGUUGGCAUCAUCCGUGACCAACGACUGCCCUCUGCCUCCGUCUCCAAGCCCUGGCAGAGAGCCCAGUCACAGCCCUGGACCCAGAAAGACGGGUGUUCCGCGCUGUUUCCGGGGCUCUUCUCCGGCCUCAGCCCCCCGGCCCGCCCGGAACGGGCCCCUCUUCACGCACUCGCCUUCUCGGACCUGCCUCUGCGAAGCCAGAGUUGCUAA
Rangifer tarandus platyrhynchus (Svalbard reindeer) is the source of this 966-nucleotide messenger RNA. Lineage: Eukaryota; Metazoa; Chordata; Mammalia; Artiodactyla; Cervidae. The record is from the annotation of a GenBank genome assembly.